Messenger RNA from Xenopus laevis (African clawed frog), 2158 nucleotides. It is a transcript of the gene eaf2.L, whose product is annotated as ELL associated factor 2 L homeolog. Gene Ontology annotation, biological process: transcription elongation by RNA polymerase II. The record is from RefSeq and is marked provisional. NCBI's taxonomy places the organism in Eukaryota, Metazoa, Chordata, Amphibia, Anura, Pipidae. Gene Ontology annotation, molecular function: transcription elongation factor activity. Gene Ontology annotation, cellular component: nucleus; transcription elongation factor complex; super elongation complex.
AGGCAGAGUUGAGAGUCCCAGGCUGGCUCGGAGCAGAUGCUGGGAAGUUGAGAGGUGGCGGUGCCAGGGGCCGGCACGAUGAACGGAGCAGCCUGUCCACUGUUUGAUACCAAGGAGAGGCCAUUGGUGCUCGGGGAGAGCUUCGAGAAGCAGCCAAGGAGCGGGUACCACACAAUCCGCUAUGAUUUCAAGCCGGCAUCUAUUGAUACCUCCUGUGAGGGGAACCUGGAAGCGGGCAAAGGAGAACAGGUGACCAUCACUCUGCCCAACAUUGAGGGUUCCACCACUCCGGUUACUGUUUUCAAAGGUUCGAAAAGGCCAUACCUGAGGGAAUGUAUCUUGAUCGUGAAUCAUGACACGGGGGAAUGUCGGCUGGAGAAAUUAAGCAGCAAUAUUAGUGUAAAAAAAACCAGGGCUGAAGGAAGCAGCAAGAUCCAGUCCCGCCUGGAGCAGCAACAGCAGCAAAUGCGCAAUACCAGCAAAACACCCAACAGUGCCAAAAACUCUUCCUCACCCAUGGAGAAAAUGUCUCCGGCGUCCCCAAUGGAUGAUAUAGAGAGGGAACUAAUGGCAGAAGCCAGUGUUAUUGACCAAAUGAGCAGUUCCGACAGUUCUUCGGAGUCCAAGAGCUCCUCCUCCAGUAGUGAUGACAGCUCCAGUGAUUCUGAGGAUGAGAAAAACAAGUCGUCCCACUCCAAGCAGCUACCGCAGAGACAUCACUCGGGAUCGAGCACAGAGAGUGUGCACAAGUCUCAGGACAACGGGGGGCAGAUGAUGAGUACUUUGCGUAAUGACUUACAGCUCAGCGAAUCCGGGAGCGACAGUGACGAUUGAUGAUUGGGCUGUUUGAUUUGGCAGCAUGGAGUAAUGAGCCAGCAUCCCAUUUGCACUAGAACUGAAUCUUCUAUGUGACGGAGGGGAAGGAUUAUCAGGUUUUUGAUAAUAUACAAAUUUAUUAGCUUAAAAUGCGGGUAUUCAUGCCAUAUCACCAAUUGGGUCCCGGUUCUAUGGCACAACUUUCUAUAGUGAAUCUGCCUCUUUACCAGUGAGCGAAUUGUGAAAUGUUUCUUUUUACUCCUCCAAAAAAAAAAAAUUCCCUUAGAAACCGGCGAAUUGGGGAUUUCGGAGUGUUUAGAUGUGUUUAGAUGGAUAUUGUUAUUUUACUUUCACUACUAAAUCAGGAGCCAUUAACUCUUCGUUAGCGGACUCUAAGCUGACGGCUUUCCCAAACCUCAGGUGUCCUUUACACGUUCUCUGUAACACUAUGCAAAUCUGGCAGCGGGAAUUCACACUGAACUGCAUGAAAGUAGCAGGUAGGGGGUCAAAGUGAAACAUUAAGUUCUACUGUGCAUGGGGUGGCAUUACAACCAGCUGCACGGUCACCUAUUUCCUUUUAAAGCGAACAAGAUUUGGGUGCUUCUCUGCCAGCUGAGUACACACGCACACACAUGCUAUCAUCCUUAUUUCCUUAUGAACUUGUACCAAAGUGUAAUAGUUGAUGUGCUGAUUGGCCUUACUUGUAUUUGCCCCUUUUAACCCAGCUUUGGAAAGAAGGAUGAUUAAAUAUUUUAAAGGGGAAGUUACCCUUUAAUUUAAGUUUAGUAUGAUACAUGCUGAUAUAAUCCGUGCAACUAUGCAGUCUUUUUUUUUUGUGGUUUUUAUUGCGAGGCAGGUUUUUCAGUAUUGCUAACAUAUAAAUAUAUAAUAUAAAACACAAAACAGUAAAAAGGACAAUUUCAAAUUUUUGCCUGUUGGUUGUUUGGAGAGCUGAUGAUCUCUGCAGUGCUCACUCUAAUCAAAGGAACCCUGGACAAUGGGGCUCCGUAGUCCAGGAUAGUGCCAGUGGCCCUUGAAUUAGUGCUUUGGCUACAGAAUAGCUGUUGAGUAAAGUAAUGGUUUUUUUUGUUUUUAUUUUGGAGAUUGAAUGUGAUUGGUUGACAAAUCACGUGACAAACAGGGAUAGUAAAAGAUGACAGAUUCUGGGCUCUCUCAGUGUGAUCCCUUGUGCUUUGUACCCUCACUGUCUGCUGGAUCUCCCCCAGUACCAGGGGCAAAGAGUGACUCUUUGUUGUGUAAUUUUUGUUGUUUGUUGCUGCAGAGCAGGAGCCGCAUUCGGUCGUACUGAAAUGUGAAGAGAAAUAAACCUAUUUAAUAUUUA